Messenger RNA from Cyprinodon tularosa, 4603 nucleotides. RefSeq names its product src-like-adapter 2. Gene Ontology annotation, molecular function: protein binding. The record is from RefSeq and is a predicted model, not a curated record. The transcript has 7 exons. Bases 3344 to 4153 code for a protein of 269 amino acids. NCBI's taxonomy places the organism in Eukaryota, Metazoa, Chordata, Actinopteri, Cyprinodontiformes, Cyprinodontidae.
CUUAGUGGAAAAGCAAGGUGAUAGUGGUGAGAUUGUUUCCAACCACACACGCUCUUGUUUCCUUUCUGAGUGAUAACUGCUGCUGUCGGAGAUGAGGCCAUCUAUAUUUAGCACCCACAAAAAAACAAAAAAAACAAUGAUCAGCUGCUUUGAGAGAGACCGACUUCAGCAGAUCGACAGAGUGGAACAAAAAAAACGUAUCUAUGAAGGAAGGUUCAAACAAUGGAGAUUUAGCUGCGUUGGGUUCAAAACUGUUUUUUGUGCACUUGAGUUAAUGAAGCCUUAUAUUGCAGAGUGGGGUUGUCUUAAUUACUGAUCUCUUUGCACUCGACAAUUAAAUCUUGUACGGUGAAGUUUUAGUACACCCCACCAAUGUAAGAAAGGCUGCGCUGGUCUGGAAGUGGUUCCUUUCCAUCUGCUAAGCUAACAGAAUAUUCUGGUGAUUCAGUACCAAUCUGAUCUGUUCUUUUAUUCUUUCCAUUCACUGUUAUCCUUUUGCAUCUCAGAAAGCCUAGCUGAUAAAGAACAUGCAGAACUUCCAGCCUUUUAUCUCUGCACUAAUACUGCUGAAGGAGUCUUUCCAGCCGCAGAUACAUAUAUGCAAUCAAUCUUUUUCCCCCCAGUUAUUUUGCAUAUUCUUUUGUUAUUAGAUAAUAGAAACGCCUACUUGAAAAAAUGGGGUUUAGGGGUGUGUUUUUAAUUUAUUAACUUUUCCGUUUUGCCUUUAUCUUGCACUGUAGCAGUUAAGUCAGAAAGCUGAAUUCACACACAGGUUCUGUGCUCUUUCCACCAGUUGUCCGUGUGACUGGCAUGAGGAUAUGGAGUCGGCUCCCAUGAAGACUCUGUUGUCUUUAGGCCACCAUGUCAUGAACUUUGAGUUAUGCACAGGAGUACUGUUAGAGGGGACGCUCAACACCAUCUCUGCCCACUUUCUCUCUGUAUAUGCUGAAUAAAUUCUACUAGCACCUUGAGCUGUAUAUUUAUUUUAAAAAUUACCAAGUUGUACCCAAACUUUAUUUCCCUGCUGAUGCCUUGAAAUGCAUCAUUGUUUGCACCAGUCUCUCAUGCAAUGGUUUCAAAUUUAGGACGGUGCCCUUAAUGCCAGCAUCUAGGAUUUAGAGAUAUCAAUGAAGGUUUUUGAUAUGUUAUUUACACAUGGAGUAUCAGGUUCUCUAAGGUCUGCUUUUCCAUAAACUAGUGAUUAAAGUGAACUGCAAACAUCAGGAGAUGUCACUACUUUGUUAAUUCGACCCCACAUACAGGAGUUUACAGGAAGUACUAAAUCUUGCUUUAAUCGUUCCUGGAAAAUAUAAUUAUAGAUGCCCUCUAUCUUGAACAGUCAGUGAAAUCCCUACCAAAUGUCCCAUUUAAUUGGACAAAGUUUUAAAAUUGUUUUAUUACAUUUUUUUGUUUAAAUAACUAAAAUGUUCUCUUUUACAACAACUAAAUGUAGAGAUGUACUUCUCUCAUCCUAAAAUCCUAUUCCAUGUGAACAUGGUGACAUGAAUUAUGAAAACAUGAUUACCCUGAUCAUUUUAAUAGGCUUUCAUUUAAAAAGGGCAAAGAAUUAGCCAAUUAUUGUCACAACAGCUAAAUAUUUCUGAAGUAAGAGGUUUUUUUUAAUGUACAUAUUCAUCUCAGUGUCCUUGUGUAGCAUUAAUCCAGAUUCUAAAGGCUUGUUUAAAGUCUGGCCAAGUCCAAAAACUAUUUUUUUUCUGACUUAAAAUCACUUUGAUCUAAAACAUCUUCACAAUUUAAUACAGAUUCUUGGUUACAAAGGUUUAGACCGGCUUUGUGUUUGUUUUAGUAAAUUUACAAAAACAUUGAGGACUAUUUUAUGGAAAAAAGCAGGUUGAAGCGCGUUGAACACACUUUUUUUAAUUGACAGGACGAUAAAAUAAGUAAUAAUACGCCUCCUCUAGUUUCCUUUUCUCCUGUAGUUCAAUCCUCUCUGUAAAUAACCACCUAAUCAAACCAUUGAUAAAAUAAUAUUGAGUUGGGGUCGGACAGAGGAAAGCUGAUUGACAGGUGGUUAGUUUCCAGGACCAACUUGGGCUUAAACUAAAUUAGAACGACAUUUAAACCACAUUUAAGAGCAUUAUAACAUUUUAAAGCCAGAAUUUAACAGAUGGAUUUUGCAAACCAAUUGAAACUUCACCAUCUCUACUUCUCUUAAAUAUUUGUUUUUAUCAUUUUCCAGUAUUCUAACAAAUGAAUUACAAUUAAAUAGCACAACGAUCGGCAUGUAAUGGCAAGGAGAAAAUAAAAAUUGAAUUCAAAUAACCAUUUUUAAAGACAACCUUUAAUAAUCAUUGAAACUUCACUCAUCUGAGAGGUUAAAAAUCCUAUAGCCAAUAUGCAUGAAUGAAUGUCUGACGUGUCAGGUCUAUUUUUGCUGCAUCUGUAUCUUUAUGAACUUCUGACAGGAGACAAAUGAUAGCAGUAGGUUGGCAGAAGAUUCUGCAGAGCUCUGCUGGCUCUUAUCAGAUGUUCCCAUUUCAGCACAGCUGGGUGGCUGUGGGCAGAUGGAGAAACCAGCCAGUCUGUUUCUAGUGCCUUAUUGCAUUGAAUUGUUCCUAUAAAAUGAUGUCACCAAAUCAACCCACAAAAUCAGCGUCAGAACUACUGUAAAUGCAAAUGCUGCUCACGUAGAGGCGCAGCUCAUUCCAUAAACAAGUAGCUUAAAGAUCUAUUCAGAUACAACCUUGCAGAGCUAUCUGAGUCAGAUGUUUUGAGUGUCGCACGUCACAGGAGGCUGGAUGUCAUACAUAAGGCGAAGCGGGAGACCUCCUCUCUUCAGUCAGCCCACGUUAGACACAGCUGCAAAGACACAGCAGCUUCUAUUAGAGCAGAGCAGAAGAGGGAGCUGAGUGUUGCUCACAUUAAAAGGGAUUUUCUGUUCAAGAAGGAGAGAAGGAUUUAUCUGCAAGAAGGCUUGGAAUUUACUGGAAGCUCUGAUUAAAAUCAUUUCUGCAAGAAUUAGACAAGGUGAGUUCAUUUUAUGUGCCUUUUUCUCCCAAUUUAACCACCAGGUUGUAGUGUUAAACUUUAUUGCUUGGCUAUGUCACUAAACUGUACUGUUAUUGUUAAAAGUAGAAAAUAGAGAGAUAUUUAAACAAUAUGCAUUGUCUUCAUGCAUUUUGCAGAAACUAAUGAAGGUGGAUUCAGAGUGUAUCCCUCGCUUACAUGUUUUAUGGAAAUUUAACACAGGAUAUCAGGGCUUUUUGUUGUGGUUGGGCGCCUUCCUGUUUCACAGAUCGCUUCUCUUGCCACUCUUGCUGCACAGUCAUAAUGUAAUAAUUAGUGGGAUGGGUACAAUUAAAAGGCUCCUGUAUUUCCCGGCAUGUCUGAUUUAGUUUCUUUUCUCAUGAAUUUGCAAACCAGCAAGAACAUGGGCACCUGCUUCACCAGAUGCCAUUCUCACCAGACUGUCCUCGAAAAUCAGCCAGAAUCUGUGAUUCCAGGAGAACAGGAAAGUGUGAUUGUCUCUCUGUACGACUACCCAUCGUUAGAGCACACAGAACUGACAAUGCGAAUGGGAGAAAGACUAACCAUUGUGUCAGAUGAUGGAGAUUUUAUGAUGGUGAGAUCUACAACCUCAGGCCGCAAGAGCUACAUUCCUACCAACUACACGGCCAAAGUCAUUGACAGGUGGCUGUACACAGGAAUCAGCAGGUAUAAAGCCGAAGAACUCCUUAAAAAUUCCAGCAACCAGAGCGGCGCUUUCUUGAUCCGAGAAUCAGAGACAAACAGAGACAGCUAUUCACUCUCCAUCCUGCGAAGGACCGGUUCCUCAGACAUAAAUCCUGUGAAGCACUACCGCAUCUCUCAGCUGGAAAACUCCUGGGUCUACAUCUCUCCAGGACUCACAUUCCCCUCCCUUCAUUACCUGGUGGAACACUAUUCAGAGGUUGCAGAUGGACUGUGCUGCCGACUGACGGUGCCUUGCUUCAUCCAAGGGUUGGAUGACCCUCGACCAGUUCCCAUCACUGUCAGAAGACCUACCAUCAACUGGAGGGAAAUUAGCAGGUCUGUGAUCCUCAGGAGGAAGAGAACUGAGUCAGACAACUCUCUGGUGAGCGACGGGCUGAGGGAGGCCAUCAGCUCCUAUCUCCAGUUAACAGAGUGUAAAGAUCACAGCUGGGACACAUGAAGGAAAACGCGGGCAGUCGGUUUGAAAAAAAUGAAGUCCAACAGAAAGAGUAGAGUGAAAUACUACCCUGGGGCUGCUGCAGGUGAAGCAAACAGCGGAAGGAGCUGCUCUGCGUACCCAAAUGCAGUCUUUGGAGGAUUGUUCAGGAACAGAUGAGACGCUGAGACACUGCACUUCUCAGAGAACGCUCAAAAGGUUCUACGUCUCUAUGGGUGAUGGGUGACGCACAAAGACAGAGGAUGUAACCUGCAAAGUGAAAGGCAAAGAGGCAAUGAAUGUUUCCCCUUAUUUAUGAAAACUCUUACCUAAAAUGUUCUAUUAACAUGACGGCAAUAUGAAUGUAUGUGAAUGUUUUCAUGGUUUUCAUGUUUUUUUUUUGUGGAAUCCAGUAUGAUCCAUACGCUACUAAUAAAUCAUUCACAGAAAUAAAUCAACAUAUAUUUACAGGAA